Menidia menidia (Atlantic silverside) is the source of this 6009-nucleotide messenger RNA. The record is from the annotation of a GenBank genome assembly. Lineage: Eukaryota; Metazoa; Chordata; Actinopteri; Atheriniformes; Atherinopsidae.
AUGCUGGAAGCCCGGGAGCUGCACCACAGCCCGCUCACUCGCUGUGGGACAUGCCGGGGAAACCUGUUAAGCACAUUCCUGCCCUCGUUCUUACGAUUCCACGAAACAUCAACUCCUCCUCAGCCUGUACCUCCGCCAGGACAACCACACUCCAGCAGAGAGAGGCUGGAAGCUGCCCAGGCCCUGUCAGUAACCUGUACAAGGAGCGAAAAAAGAAAGAAAGAAAAAAGAAAAGCUGGAGGUUGCACAGUUCUCAUUGGCUGGUGUCAAGGAUGUUUUGGUUUCCGCAUCAGACCUGGAGGUAACCCGGCCUGGUCCGUGCUGUUGCUCCUUCCCGGCCCCUCGGUGGAGAUGGUCCACCGGACCACGCGGUGGGGGACCUGCGUUUGGCUCCAGACCCUGCUGGCGCUCGCCUCGGCCGGCUGUCCCUCUCUGGCGCCCAGCCCCGUCAACUUCUCCGUGGCGUACACCAUGCCCUUUUUCCAGGCCAAGGGACCCAUACAGAACAUCGUCAACAACUCCUUUUACCAAGAGGUGUACGUGGCCUCUCGGAAUGUCAUAGAGGCCGUCAACAGGAGUCUGGAGAAGGCCUGGGAGCUGCGCACUGGGCCCGUCGGGAGCCCGGAGUGUCAGAUAUGUGAUUUGUGCGACACGGACAAGGAUUACAAUUUUUUAGAGGACACAAACAACCAGGUCCUGGUGUUGGACACUCUCUUCAUGUAUUUAUACUCUUGCGGAAGCUCUCAGUACGGUGUGUGCUACUUCCACGAGCUGAACUCCAACGGAGAGCCGCCUUCCCUGUCCAAGUGCUUGUUCAGAAGAAGUUCCAACUCCGCCGCUUACUGUCCCGAUUGUGUGGCCAGCCCCCUCGGUACCAAAGUCUCCAUGGUGGAGGAAGGUCAGACCGUUUACUUCUUUGUUGCCGCCUCGGUCAACGAGAGCGUGACUCAGCGUUACGGACGGAAGUCGGUAUCGGUUCGCAGGCCGCUGGCCACCGAGGACGGCUUUUACCGGGACGUUCGAGGGCUGACCGUGCUGCCCAGCCUGUGGAACUCGUACCACAUCGAGUACGUCUACAGCUUCCAUACUCGGGAGUUCGUCUACUUCCUCUCCGUGCAGAGAGAGAGCCCGGAUCAAGACUCGUCGCCUUUUCAGACCCGCCUGGGCCGUCUCCCGCGGAGCGAGUGGGAGAUGAAGAGGUACCGGGAGCUGAUCCUGGAGUGUCGAUUCGAACCCAAACGAAGGAGGAGGAACCUACCGAGCGAGCCCUACAAGGACGUCGUGUACAACGUGGUCCAGGCCGCCUAUUUCGGCAAGGCAGGCCGGGAGCUGGCCGAGGAGCUGGGGGCCGAGGAGGAGGAUGACAUCCUGUACGGGGUGUUCGCCGUCACCAACGACAACGGGGUCACGGAGAACGACUCGGCCCUCUGCGCCUUCCCCAUGGACAACGUGAAUAAGGCGAUCGUGGACGGGGUGGACGAUUGCUGUGAGUCCGGACCAGAGCAGCUGUCCAGGGGGCUCUGCCAUUUCCAGCCCUGUGAAAGCUGCCCACAUGAGAGCAUGGAGAACAACGCCACCUGCAGAGACCAUCCCACAAUGGUGUCCAAGCCCUACUACAGAGUGGACCUCUUCAACCGGCAGAUGACAGACGUCCUGCUCACCUCCCUCCUGGUCACCACUAUCGAGAACAAGACCGUCGCCCACAUCGGCACCUCCACCGGACGCCUGCUUCAGCUUGUGCUGACAAGAUCAAGUCCUGUAAUCUUUGCCAAUUACUCACUGGUGGAGAAUCAGAGGGUGUCCUCCAUUGCUGCUGUGUACUCUUCAGAGUAUCUUCUUUUUGUGGUCGGAGACAAGAUGAUUCAGGUUCCUCAGAGAGGGCCGGGCUGUCAGCACUUCAUGACCUGUGCCAUGUGCCUGACCGCCCCAAAGUUCAUGGGCUGCGGCUGGUGCUCAGGAGUGUGCUCGUGGGAGAGCGAGUGCCAGAGUCGCUGGAGAAAUGAGUCCUGCUGGCCCGGCAUCACCGGGUUCUUUCCGCGGACCGCUCCCCCCGAUGGUCAGACGGAGCUGACGGUGUGCGGAUGGGAGUUCCAGUCGCCAUUAAAACCUGCCAUCACCUCUAAAACCCACCAGGUUCGACUGGGACAGACCGCAUGCAUUGUGAUUCCACUCAAAAGUAACAACACUCACUUAGUGUGUAAGAUUCGCUCUGGUACCACCGAUCUGUCCAAACCAGUAAGUGUCACGGUAGAAGUGCACGAGGGCAAGGUGGAGGGCCGCUACUCUAUCGAUGGGAAGGCAGAAAUGGCAGGGUUCACGUUUGUGAUUCCCAACAUCACCGAAAUUCAGCCCAACUAUGGCCCUCGUGUUGGGGGCACGCUUAUCACAGUGACUGGGCCUCAUUUGGAUGCUGGGAAGAGCAGACGAGUGACUCUUAAUGAUCUUCCCUGCCCUAUAAAAAGGGUCACUAAAUCCAUCGGCAAUGUUUCGUCUAUCAUCUGCCUGUCCCAGUCCAUCUCCGAGGUGAGGGACGUCCCGCUGAGCGUUUACAUCGACAAGUCUCCGGUCCGCACCACAAAGGUGUUCUACUACAGGGAAAAUCCAAAGAUCACGGCCGUGCUGCCCGACUGUGGUUUUGACAGAGGUUCAAAGAUUGUGAUAGAAGGCGAGAACCUGGAUUCUGUUUAUCGCACCAUCAUUCGCUUUAAUCCCAAUGAGAGCCACUUGAAACCGGCGACAAGGGAGUGCAUAGGCAAGUCCUUGCCAACGAGAAUGGAAUGCAUCACUCCUGUGUUCCAGAGGGACGAGACCGAGGAGGGAAAGCUUUCUUUUGACAUGGAUGGAGCUUUGGGCCUCUGGAACAAAGACUUCUCAUAUCACCCCUACGGGGAACCUAUUCCUUUUGAGACGGAGGGACACGUGUUAAGUUUAAAAUCCGGCUCGGAUGAAGUGUCACUGCACCAUCAAAAGCUGAACCUUGUGAGCUCCUGCAUGACCAUCGUUAUGACAGUGGCAGAUGUCGACUGCGAUGCUAAAGUCCUGGAUAAUGAAAUAACCUGCAGGAUCCCCAAAAACAUGACCAUUCCCAGUGAAGGACUGCCAGUGAAGAUCUCCAUCAAUGGGCAAGUCCACCACGUUGGCACAGUAGUGAGGGACAACAACCACUACAUGGUGGGAAUAGUUCUAGGGAUCCUGGCAGCUCUGGUGGCUGGAGCCGUGCUGGCCUUUGUGGCUAUGAAACAUUUGAGAAAGAAGAAGAAAGCCUCCCUGGUCGAGGCACGGCUGACCCACAGUGUUACGCGCUCCGGAUCAAAUGCCGUAGAGCUGUCGCCGAUAGGAGACUAUAGAAGAGUAGUUUCCAUGAGUCCACCUUCUCCCCUGAUGGGGCCGAUGAUGUAUCCCAGCCAGGCUUAUGCUGCCGGCAGCAUAGAUCCAACCCUCACGCCCCUCAUGCCAUCAGAGAAGAUCUCCAUCUCCAGCUUUAGACCGGAGCUGCUGGAGGAGGUGAAGGAUGUCCUCAUCCCUGCUGACAUGCUAAUAGUGCAGCACCAUCGGAUCAUAGGGAAGGGCCAUUUUGGAACUGUCUACCACAGCUACUUGACGGACUCCAACAACAGAGAAAUUCACUGUGCCGUCAAGUCUCUAAAUAGAAUUACAGAUGUCGAGGAGGUGGAGCAGUUUCUAAAGGAAGGCAUCAUAAUGAAGGGCUUUCACCACAGCAACGUGCUGUCUCUGCUGGGCAUCCUCCUGCCGCAGGAAGGGCUCCCUCUGGUGGUGCUGCCCUACAUGAAACACGGAGACCUGCGCCACUUCAUACGCUGCGAGAAGAGGAACCCCACUGUGAAGGAUCUCAUCGGCUUCGGGCUGCAGGUCGCAAAGGGGAUGGAGUAUUUGGCUCAGAAGAAGUUCGUGCACAGAGAUCUCGCCGCACGCAAUUGCAUGUUGGAUGAAUCAUACACCGUGAAAGUGGCCGACUUUGGCAUGGCUAGAGAUGUUUUUGAUAAGGAAUAUUACAGUAUUCAAGACCAAAGGAAAGCUAAACUGCCUGUCAAGUGGAUGGCCAUUGAAAGUCUACAAACACAGAAAUUCACCCCAAAAUCAGAUGUUUGGUCCUUUGGUGUACUAAUGUGGGAGAUGCUGACCAGAGGAGCAAGCCCCUACCCAGAGGUGGACCCAUACGACAUAACGCAUUACUUGAUGAAGGGUAGGAGGCUUCCCCAGCCACAGUACUGCCCUGACCCAUUGUAUCGCAUCAUGCUUCAGUGCUGGGACCCUGAUCCAGACCUGAGGCCCAGCUUUGCUACUCUGGUGUUGGCCGUCUCCACCAUCCUGACUGGCCUGGAAGGAGAACAUUACAUUAGUCUGAAUGUCACCUACGUCAACCUGGACCAACCGCGGCCCUACCCCGCUAUCACAGAGUCCGCCGACGAGUGCGACACGGCGGAUGAUGAAGACUCCGCCUCGGGCUCUUCCUGAUCUGUUUUCCGCUGAUCGCUCGACUUCAAAAACUGUUUUUUGGUGCCGAUAAGAGCACCAAAAAUAACACCAUGUCACACCGGUAUCAUUUACCUCAAAGAAUCGUAAACACCGAGUUACAACUGCUGUUAGAUGUACAUACUUACAAGUGGUAAACCAGUUAUGCAAGAUUAGACGAAAAACACAAAAUAUAGCAUUUUUAUUUAUUUGAAAAUAAUAUAAAUAGAUUUAUGUGGGAAAAAACAUGCUGACGUAUCAUCUGUGGAGCAUUUUGCAUGACUGUAAAUUAGCCUCUAAUGUUUGCUUGCAGAAUUAUACACUGCUCUUCAUACACAGUUCACCUAACUUUUAUAUCAUUGUAGUACUAAUUCCCAACAAAAACCUGUCUCAGGGCACUUUAGAGAUAGAGAGACAGAGAGGACUAUCAUUUUUCUUAAAGCUAGCACUUGGUGACACUGUGGAGAAGCUUAAAUCGGCCCUAUGGUUUGUUUGCUAGCUAUAUGUAUGUUGAUUGGGUGGAGAUUAUCUGAAGUAAGGUAAUAAGAAAGAACGUUAAUUUAAUUCCAGAUCAUUUUCUAAAAGUGAUCAUAAAACAUGUCACCAAACCGUGUUAAUUACCAAAGCAUGUCCCCAUUUGUGCUUCAUCUAGUAUAAAGGAAAUGUUAGUCCUUCCAGAUCAAGUCCAACGAGGAAAAUAUGCUCGUAUGUUACUUCCAACAGCACGUCUAAUGUGCUUUGCUGGUUGUGAAACCCAUGUCUGCUUUUGACUUGGAUAAAAUUGUGUUGAGCACAGUGCUCAGGAUCAUGGCCGACAUCACCCGCUUGCUUAUAUUUCUGACAAAAUGUCUUUGAAAUAGUAUAAUUAAAUAUUGUUUUGGUUUAUAGUUUUGCUCCCAUUACAUUGAUCCGUUCACACAUGUUUUUCAUCCUGCUAAAUCAAAUGUGUUCUUCACCGCAGUUCUCCUCUAGAGGUCAGCACUUCAUUAAAAUGCCUCUCUUCUGCUGGCUGCCUGCAGCAUUCAUCCAGCAGUCAUUACGCGUUGUGUGUUCUUUAUCUUAACAGUGGUAUUGCAACAUAACAGAUCCAAAUCUUGGGUCCUGUCUCUAUAAACUGGCUGUCGAGCCUUUACAGAUGCUACAUACUAUAUUAAAAAACAGUCAAGAGCACUAGUAAAUCAAAGCAGCCACGCUUUCCUCUCCAGCUUUUAUUUGUACUGCGUUCAGACGUUUGGCUGGAGCUCAUGACCGCCUCAUCAAUCGAAUGUGCUGAAUAAAAGCAGCGCUGACAAUCCAUCUGGCGGGCUCGCCAUUAAACCAAACAAAUAUAUGUUCCACAAACAGCAGCACCAUCCCGCUCUGAAAAAAACAAGCACUUUUUGCCGCCUCAACAAAACCAGAAAUGAAGCCAGAGGGACACAGACAUCAUAAAGUUUUUUUUUCUUUUAUGUACUGCCAAGUUCUAAAAUUCAGUCUCUGCGUGUUGCGGCCUUUGAUAUGUUGAAUAACCUCAGUUUGGAUAUUCAUAAUAAAAAA